Messenger RNA from Scheffersomyces stipitis CBS 6054, 4815 nucleotides. It is a transcript of the gene SKI2, whose product is annotated as SKI complex RNA helicase subunit. The record is from RefSeq and is a predicted model, not a curated record. Lineage: Eukaryota; Fungi; Ascomycota; Pichiomycetes; Serinales; Debaryomycetaceae. Gene Ontology annotation, molecular function: RNA helicase activity; ATP binding; RNA binding. Gene Ontology annotation, cellular component: Ski complex. The transcript is spliced from 3 exons. Bases 1 to 3720 code for a protein of 1239 amino acids. Gene Ontology annotation, biological process: nuclear-transcribed mRNA catabolic process, 3'-5' exonucleolytic nonsense-mediated decay.
AUGUCGGUCGAUUCUGGGGCUGAAGACGAUGCACUUAGAUCAAUUCUAGACCCGCACACUCGAACUAAUUUCCGGGAGGAUUUUGGGGAGGAUUUUGCAGCUCAGGAUCAGGAGUUGUUGAAUCUGUACGUCGCUCCUUCUGACCAUGUCACUUGGGAAAUUCAAAGACUGGUGCAGACGGUUCCUCAAGUCGACAAACAGAAAGUACACAGGCUACUUCUAAAAUCACCGGAAAGAAUGAGGCGAACGUCGUAUCGGUUAAAGCGAAAUAUCUUGUUUGGACAAGUUACGGGAUAUAAGGAAGAACUUAGACAAGCAGAUAUAGACAACGCUAAAGCUGAAAACUCGAUGUCGGUGAAUAGAAAGUAUACCACGAAGUUGGAGGCGCUCAGAGGUCGUAGUUCGUAUUUGCCAUUUAAUCCCGGUGGGAUCAUUGGUGAUUUGAAGGAAGUAAAACCUAUAGUCAAGACGAAGCGCCUGCACCGAGACCAGUACGGUCUCUUAGAUCGUCCACCAGAUUUAUCUCGAGGGUUGAAGUUGGAUGAAAGUCAACAAAAUCAACAAAUAGAGUCUCUUGCCGAGUCGAUUGAUAGCUUGAAAAUGUUGAACGAAGUUAAUGACUUAGAUGACGAAGGAACCAAGCAAUCAUCUCAAGAACAGCCCUCAUCACAAGUAUUUCCAGUACCUUUUGUAGCAGCUGAGAUUGAAGGCAUUGUAGUUCCCGACUUUGUAGCAAUUAAUGCUGCUUCAAAAGCUAAGAGGAAACAAAAGUCCUGGGCUCAUGUAGUUGAUUUGGACCACACCAUUGACAACUUCCACGAACUUAUACCUAAUAUGGCCCGAACGUGGCCGUUUGAAUUGGACACUUUCCAGAAGGAAGCCGUGUACCACUUAGAAAAAGGCGACUCCGUAUUUGUAGCAGCACAUACCUCUGCUGGUAAGACGGUUGUAGCUGAGUAUGCCAUAGCUAUGGCCAGCCGUAAUUUGACGAGGACCAUAUAUACAUCGCCUAUCAAGGCACUUUCCAAUCAGAAGUUCCGAGACUUUAAGGAAACGUUUAAAGAUACAGACGUAGGCUUGAUUACUGGAGAUGUACAGAUCAACCCGGGAGCCAACUGUUUGAUCAUGACAACAGAAGUCUUACGGUCGAUGUUGUACCGAGGUGCCGAUAUCAUUCGAGACGUGGAGUUUGUUAUUUUCGAUGAGGUCCAUUACGUCAACGAUAUCGAUCGUGGUGUGGUAUGGGAAGAAGUCAUCAUCAUGUUGCCAGACCACAUCAAGUAUAUCCUAUUGUCUGCUACGGUUCCCAAUACGUUUGAAUUUGCCAAUUGGGUUGGGCGAACCAAAGAGAAGGAUAUAUAUGUCAUUUCAACGCCAAAGAGACCUGUUCCCUUGGAGAUCUUCAUUUCGGCCAAAGACAAUAUGUUCAAAGUUGUGGAUUCUCACAGAGUAUUUAGUGAAGAUGAGUUCAAGAAACAUAAAGAGCACCUUGAAAACAGCAAGAAAAAGCCGGGACUACCUAAAGCUUCUAUGGGAUCUGGUACACGUGGAGGUCCAGGUGGGUCUGCCAGAGGUGGAAAUCGAGGAGGAAGAGGUGGACAAUCAGCUAAUAGAGGCAGAGGUAACCUUGUCACGCGAGCAGGGGGCAGGUUCUUUGCCCAGGAUGGCCCCAAUAAGGGUACCUGGCUCAAUCUUGUACAAUAUCUCAAGAAGUCCAAUUUGUUGCCUUGCGUGGCUUUCGUAUUCUCCAAGAAGAAAUGCGAAGAAUACGCUGAUAGUUUGACUAGCGUUGACUUAUGUACAGCCAGAGAGAAAUCGGAAAUCCACAUGUUCAUAGACAAGUCUCUAUUUCGUUUGAAAAAGGAAGAUCGGGAGUUACCGCAGAUUCUUAAGAUCAGAGAAAUGUUGAGCCGAGGAAUUGCUGUCCAUCACGGAGGAUUACUUCCUAUAGUCAAGGAAUGCAUUGAAAUUCUUUUUGCGAAGACUUUGGUCAAGGUUUUGUUUGCAACAGAGACAUUUGCCAUGGGUUUGAACUUGCCUACUAGAACAGUUGUAUUUAGUUCGCUCCGUAAGAACGAUGGUAGAAGCUUCAGAAACUUAUUGCCAGGAGAAUUCACUCAAAUGUCAGGUAGAGCAGGUAGAAGAGGGAUAGAUGCCACCGGUACAGUUAUAGUCAUGGCCUACAACGAUCCACUCUCACCUGUAGACUUCAAGGAGAUUACAUUGGGUACACCAACGAAGUUGCAAUCGCAGUUCAGAUUGACAUAUAAUAUGAUCUUGAAUCUACUCAGAAUAGAGGCCUUGCCAGUUGAGGAAAUGAUUAAACAUUCGUUUAGCGAAAACUCAACCCAGGUUCUCCUCCCUGAAAACCAGAAAAAAGUAGAUAAGUUGUUACUCCAACUGCAUUCGUUGAAGUUGACCCCGUGCGAAGAGUGUGACCUCGAAGGAAUCCAAGAAACCUACGACUUGAUGAAGUCAUAUGAAGUGUUGUAUGGCCAAUUAACUGCACUCAUCCAUGAAGUGAGUGCGUCUAAACUUCAGAUCUUGAAGUCUGGUAGACUAGUUUUCUUCAGAGACAACAACAAAGUUGUGAGAAUGGGAGCGAUCGUCAAAUCAGACAAUUCUACCGACUCCGUCUCAAUUAUCACGUUUGAUCACGGGAAGCCAUUUGAAGAAGAUAGUGCCAUGUUCAAGCUUCCUUUUGUUCCAAUUUAUGAGUAUAGAUUGAUGAACUUUAAGAAGAUUAUUUUCAACGGCAACUUGCGAGUCGAAUCGGUGCCAUAUGAGAGCAUCUGUUUUAUUUGUGGGUAUGCCAUAAUGGCGAACAUCUUCCAGGUGUUGCAGAACGAAGAAAAAGCAGUCAGCGAGUUCAAAGAGCAGAUCAAUUCUAUUCUUGAAUUCCAAAAUGAAAUAGAAGAGGUUUCGUUCGGAUUGAUGAACAAACUUUCGUUGUAUGAAAGUUUAGCAGGGAAGAGAAAUAUUUAUGAGCAGUUGUGUAAGACUACAUCAUGGGAAUGUUCCAAUUUCAAGAGCCAUUAUGUGGAGAUUCACGAAAAGAACAAAUUGGAGGUUGAGAUUGCAUCUUUGCAAAGUAUGAUCUCGGACGAGAACUUGGAAUUGCUUCCUGACUACGCCCAACGUUUGCAGGUUUUGGAAACAAUGGGUUUCAUAGAUGAACAGCAAAAUGUGGUAUUGAAGGGCAGAGUCGCCUGUGAAAUCAACUCUGGUUGGGAACUUGUAGUCACAGAAUUGGUUUUGGAUAACUUCCUUGGAGAUUUCGAACCAGAAGAGAUUGUUGCAUUGCUUUCGUGUUUCGUCUAUGAAGGUCGUACUAAUGAAGAGGAGCCACCAUUGAUAAACGGACGAUUAGAAAGAGGCAAAACAAGAAUUUUGGAACUAACCGAGAAGUUGUUAGAUGUGUACGGAGAACAUCAAGUGUCUUUGACUUCUGAAGAAGAAGAAUUCUUGGAUAGAAAGAGAUUUGCCUUGACCAAUGUGGUGUUUGAGUGGGCAAGAGGUCUUUCAUUCAACGAGGUCAUGCAAAUCAGCCCAGAAGCAGAAGGUACCAUUGUUAGAGUCAUCACCAGAUUGGAUGAAGUCUGUCGUGAAGUCAGGAAUGCUGCUUUAAUAGUUGGUGAUUCAACAUUGUCCCAAAAGAUGAGCGUCGCCCAAGAGAAGAUAAAGAGAGAUAUUGUCUUCUGUGCGUCGUUGUACUUGUAGAUAUUCUACAUUAAAUUGUAAUAUAUAAUAUUACCUCAGCCUUAUACUUUCAAAGCGAGAGUCAUCUUUAUAACUAUUUUUAUACAUCAAUACUGUAAAUUAGCUAUAUACAUGGAAAAGUACAAAUGCAAUGAUAAUCGUGCUACAGCCGAGUCAACGCUUCUGAUGUUAAGUUUAUGAUCCCCAAUCCCCCAUGGAUUACCUUCUUGAGAAGGAACAGUUCCCGUACCUUUUGUCUGUCGAACUUGAUGGUAAGUAGCCCAAUCAUGGUGUAUAAGCUACCGAUGCUAGUUCUGUCUAAGAUGCCGGCUUUGACUUGUGCAUACGUUGUUUCGUCAGCAAUACGACCGAACUUCAUCGCCCCACGAUAAGGCAAUAUGCAAUUAUAGAGCAAGUUUCUCUUCAUGAACUCUGGAAUUACUCCUUGUUCGUUAUUGAAAAAAUCCAAACUAUCGAAGAUAUCCUUGGUAGACGAAGAAAGGUAGCGCUCAUUCAUAAAAACUGUCUCCACGUCCAACAACAUCUUUAAUGCGUGCUUUCCUAUUGCCCUGAUUCUGUCUGUCUCUAUUAGAACUCUAUCAGUGGGGAACGUGAUUCUCCGUUCAUCUACAGCUUGUAGUCGUAUAUCCAAAUGAAAUGUCGAAAGUCCGCACAAAAUACCAAUUUUCUCCUCCAACAGAAGUGGAAACUGAGUCCCUACAAAUCUCUGAAUUAUAUCCGUCCUUGGAGAUAUUCUGGCUUCAAAGUCUUGCUCAUUGUGCAAAUGGCUCAAGACUGUAUUGUUGCCCAACCCACAUCUGUGGAAGAAAUCAGACUCAAAAUCGAUUGCUGAGCGAUCGUAGAAUGAAGGCUUAAUUCCAUCGUAUGUGAUUCGUUUGGCUGAGUUCAUCUUUGAGUUGAGAAGAUACAAAUCUUCACUCAGAAUCAUAUCUGCUGAGUGCAGACGUCUCCUCGAAGUACUGUAGAAUCGCAGUUGAGGUAGUUUAGCAAUAGGAGGAGACACCUUCUCGAGCGCUCGAAAUAGAUAGCGCCUGUAAAGCAUGAUGUGAAAUAGUCCAGCAAGGAAACCAACAAGUUCCAGCCCUGUUCUGUCUU